CUCAUUGGGCUCUUGUGCAAUCACGUGACCAACGGUCGCGGGAAGGCACUGUCGUUGUACGCUAAUCAAGAGGGAGUGAAAAUAAUUCAGUAAACAAACCCACGGCGAGACAGUUUUGAAGAAAUGAGUUGGACGUCUGCGUCCCCGAAAAUGGAUACACUUCGACAGAAGCUUCGUUUUCUUCCCAGCGACGGAGAAGACGCCGAGGAUGCGGACAGUACCGGUGCAGACUCGGCUUUCCACGAGACGGACUCGCCCGAGGCGGUCAGGCGGACGCCGGGUGGUUCAAGCGAGACCAAUGGCGGCGGAGUGUCUCCACUGCGGCUACGACAAGAUGACUCUUGGGAAGAAGGUUUGGGUCCCCCUUCUCCAUUGACAUCACUGGAAGAUUUUAUGAGGGGCUCCCCGUCGCCUAGAAAAUGCCACAGAGCCUACAACCGCUUUUCUCCCGAAAGAGACUAUAAGCUGAAAGGACAGCAGGGCUCCAGCUCGCCCAUCCCAGACUGUCCUGAUACACCACCUCACAAAACUUUCAGAAAGCUGCGACUCUUCGACACGCCUCACACUCCUAAGAGCCUACUUUCAAAAGCCAGAUCACCUGAUCUUGAAUCAGUGAGACGGAGGGGGAUUUUACGGAGUCUGGAAUCUUCUGAUAAAACCUCCCAUCAAUGCAAGAAAAGCAGGGCACCGCAUGUGAACAUCAAUCCUUUUACUCCAGAGUCCUUGUUAAUCUCUUCUGCUACAAUUCAGAGGGCAAGCAGGAAGAGAGCUCACUGGAAUGACUCAUGCGGAGAAGAGAUGGAAGCUAGUGAUGGAGAAAUAGAAAAUGGAACCAUUCCAUCAAAGAGGAUUACAAUUACUGACAGUAACAUGAAGUCUCGGUAUGAAACAGAAUUUCAUGAACUAGAGAAGAUUGGGUCUGGAGAGUUUGGUUCAGUCUUCAAGUGUGUGAAAAGGCUUGAUGGCUGUAUCUAUGCCAUUAAACGGUCAAAAAAGCCACUUGCUGGAUCGGUGGAUGAACAAAAUGCAUUAAGAGAAGUUUAUGCACAUGCAGUUCUGGGCCAGCAUACUCAUGUGGUGCGGUAUUAUUCAGCUUGGGCCGAAGAUGAUCACAUGCUUAUUCAAAACGAAUACUGUAAUGGAGGCAGCCUUGCAGAUGUCAUUGCAGAAAACUAUAGGCAGAUGCGAUACUUAAAUGAACUGGAGCUGAAAGAUCUGUUGCUGCAAGUUGCUAGAGGACUGAAAUACAUUCAUUCAAUGUCACUUGUUCAUAUGGAUAUAAAGCCAAGUAAUAUAUUUAUAUCAAGAAACACUGUUCCAUCUGUAUGUGACAUAGAUGAUGAUGACCAUUUAUCGACAGGCGUUGUAUACAAAAUAGGUGACCUUGGACAUGUGACUAGAGUUAGCAAUCCACAGGUGGAGGAAGGGGACAGUAGAUUUUUGGCCAAUGAAGUUCUACAAGAGGACUAUAGUAACCUAACCAAAGCAGACAUUUUUGCACUGGCUCUAACUGUAGUAAGUGCUGCUGGUGCAGAAGCACUGCCAACAAAUGGAGAAAAAUGGCAUGACAUACGGCAAGGAAAACUACCCAUUAUUCCUCAAGUCCUUUCUGUAGGUUUUUUGGACUUGCUAAAAUUGAUGAUAAACCCAUAUCCAGAGAAGAGACCUUCUGCUUCAGCUUUGGUAAAGCACCCAGUUUUAAUAACAACAGCCAAAAUGAAUGCUGAUCAACUUCGAGUAGAGUUAAAUGCAGAGAAAUUCAAAAAUGCACUUCUAUUGAAAGAACUGAAAAAGGCACAGACUGCUAAAGCAGCAGCAGAAGAAAAAGUUUUGUUAAUGGACCGAAUGACGACAAGGUCGCUGACGCUGACCAGUAACAGGACUUCAAGACUGAUUGGAAAGAAAAUGAAUCGUUCUGUUAGUCUUACGAUCUACUGAAUUACAUACACCGAGGAUCUUUUCAGUUGUAAGCCACUUUCAUUAAGGCAACUUGUAUGGAUGGAAUAUAUAAACUGAAUUUUCACCAUAUUCUAGUUGGCUUGAGGCCAAGGAGAAAAAAAAAAAAAAAAGACCUAGGUAGCAUAAGCUUUGUGCUACGAUAUGCAACGGAAUGGAGAGCAGAGCAGGCCUUUUAAGUGCUGUGGACUUGAGUGCUCACCAAAAGGCAUUAAAUUAAUUUGCAGUCUGUGUAACGUGAGUAAAAGUUGACAGCUGCCUAAGAAAAUGGUUAUCCUUCUGGAUGAAGCUGAACAUUUUAAACAGAGUGGACUAAAAUUCUUCAGGUAGCUGUAGGGUUUUAUUUAUUUUUAUUUUUUUUUCAUUGCAGAGCUGGUUCCUUUUUGAUAGGUAGUGGUACAAUGAAGUUUAACACUUGAUCUUCAAAAAAAAAAGUGUCCGUUGUCCCCCGCACCAUCUAGACUCUGACUAAAUAUCGACCCACAUUCCAGCCUUAUUUACCACAGGUAUUAAUUCAGUCCAUUUAUGCCCUUCACAAAAUGUUUUUCAUUGUGAACAUACACAGAAUUAUAAAGCCUGUUAUAGGGAGUUCAGUACCUUACUAAGGUAAUGUUCAGAGUGCUUAACUAAAUGUACUACACAAUUUGUCUCGACAACCUCCUAUAGUCUGUAGCCUAUUUAAAAUGCAUUUAGACCCACUCAGAAUUGUACAUCAAGAGCUUGACUAACACCGUUGUUUUCUAAAGAAGUUACAGUUAAUAGUCAGAAUUAAAAUGUGCUGUGUAUAUAAUUGUGUAACAUGAAUUGUUACAGAAAGCAGAUCAUCGGAGUAUUAAACACUAGUGUUAUUUGGAUGGACAGGUGAUCACUAUACAUGGGUGUAAUGUACUUAAUUGAAAGUUAAGUUUACAUUGUUGGUUGGCUCUUUGGUCUCAUUAUUUCUUUGCCCUUUUAAAGUAUGGGGUGCAGUACACAGGCAGACUAAGUAAUUCUUACACGCAUCAAUAGAAUGGCUUCCAAUUUGGAAUGUUACCCUAUACAUGUUAUGGACACCCCCCAACAUGAUUAAGUACCCACUUUAUUUGGCUCUUUAUUCCCAAAUAAGGAAUACCUGCUUUGUUAAUACUUUUUGUUGCUUUUUUUCCCAAAGCAACUUGGUUACUUUGUCUGAGGUGUUUUAAAGCAGAUACCAGCUUUAUCUUCUAGUAUUGACCGUUUAAGAAGUUUCAGAAUAACUUUUUUUUUUUUUUUUUUUUUUUUUUACUUUACAGUUAAUCAGCUGUAUGAAUUUUUAUUUUAUUUUUUUUUUUAAAUCACCAUUUUAGACAACUUUUGGUUAUUCUGUGAAUUUCUUCAAGGUACAUUGUUGUUCAGCUCAGAAAGAUAACUUUGUCUAGAGAGAGAGAUGUCAAUUUCUAGCACAGAAUAACUGUUCAUUUUCAUUUGCUAUUAAUAUGCCUUAUGAUUCCUGUUCUAGUUUUUUCCUGAAAUACUUGUUGAUACAGGAAAGGCAGUAAUAGUGGCAUUGUACGGCACUUUAUAUUCUGUUUAACUUCUGUGUGUUCUGGUCAUUACUCUUAACUCUUAUGCCAUUUGUUCUCAGUAAAACUUUAUUUAAUUUUUUGUCUUUGUACAGUCUACUCAUUGUUCAUAGCCUGAGCUUUUAAAAAGUUCACAAAAAUGUCUCAUAUAAACAAAUUACACCAGCAUCUAAAAGGAGUACACUAUAUUAGAAUGUAAUCCACUUGACAGUGUCGCCUACAAGUUAACUCUUGUGCCUUGUACACUUUUUUUCCCCUUCCCUUCAUUGGCAGUAUUCUCCUCAGAAAAUGCUUGCAAGUAAGAUUAAAAAACAACAAUCUUCCAUAUUUAAGAGAAGUUAAUUCUACAGUCAUUGCACAAAACUUGUCAUUUCCCAAAUACCACCAGCAAUAAAAGCUUAUUUUGCAAACCUACCUUAACUGAAUGGUUUUUGCCAAAUACUCAGAAUUGAUACAACACACACACAUUAUAUAAAAUAAAUAUAUAUAAAUAAAUAUAAAAAUAAAAACACACAUUCUCUUGUGUGACUCCCCUUUUGGCUUUUACAAAUUGUAACAUUGUAAGUAGAGUAUAGGAAACCAACAAUUCAGAACAUUCUGUGUCCAUUACCUUCAGGGCUGUGAUAUUGUCUUCCAACAACUACAUGAUUGCAGCUUUGUGGCAGGUUAAUUAAUAAGUGCAGUGAAUGGAAAGAGUGCAGGAUUUGGCUUCAUUACCUACUGAGUGUCUAACCAAUUUUAAAAACCGCUUUAACUGUGGUGGUGUUUUGAAAAUGUGAGAAAGAUGGUAGACAUUCUGAAUAUCUGGCUCAAAUGUUUGUAAAGUUGAAGUUAGGUAAACCAUGUUUCUCAUUUUAUCACUCACAUACUCCACAUGUCCAUUUUCCAAUUGUAUGCCCAGACUGUUGUUAAAUAGACCCCUCCAGAGGUACUGGGGUACAUGAUACACAAAAAAGAACAUCCCCAUAAUACUGGGCUUUUGAAUGGAAGAUCCACUUCUCUCCCUCAUUAAUUGAUCAUGAGAAUGUGAUUUCUUGUGUGUGGUGUACUGCAGUAAUUCUGGAAUUAUCCAUUUUUUAGCAAAAAUGCACGUGUGGAGUAUCGCUUUUGAGUGUUUGCAGUUGUAUCCAUGCAUUUGGACAGAACUGUUAACACUGCACCUUCUGACAGUACCAAGAGGUUACAAAGCAGUUUUAAAGUACAGUACAGUAGUUGUUGGUUAUUCCAGGAUUUAAAUGGUUCUUGGUUAUUCCAUUGGAUGUGGAGCUGUUUCAGAUAGUGCUGUAUAAGGACAUCACCCCAUUCUGCCAAAAAACCUUUUGUUCUGGAAGAGCAUCAUCCAGUAUAUAAAGGAAUGUUUUCUUAAAUUAGGAGUCUUAUUCAAAGCAACUUACGAGAAAUUGAUCUGAAAAGGUUGCUUGCAUAAGUUUUACAAACUCAUGUAGGUUUAUUCAUAGAAACUGUGAACGUUAUAAAAUUUAAAAGACCACCUAAGCAGAAGGUCUGUGUUUCAGCUGGUGAUUCUGUGUUAGGGAAAGCAGAGAUGAAGGUUUGUGCAGGAGCUUCACAGGACGUCCUAGCCCCACUGGGCACAGCAGUGCCUCUGUUGCUUCAACAUGGCGGUGCAGUUUUUCAAACAAGCUGCUCUUCGCUCGAAUAUCUGUCUUCAAAGAGUACUCCUUUAAGAAACUCGACCUGAUCAGAUACUGAGCUUGAAGUGAUGUCUGAAUGUCUGUCAGUCAAACAGGAGCUCAUUUUGUUGGAUUUGUAUAUAUGUUGUUGUUCUCUAGGCACAUACUGUGCACAAACACUGUAAAUUUUUGUUAAAGUAAUUUUUACCUUGCAGGCAAAAUUCCUAAAGGCACUUGAGAUAAUUGGUCUUCAGGCAUUUUUGCAAGUCAUUUUGAACAUGUGUCCAACUGUGAUGAAACUGCUUUAGUGCCGACAGGGCCUGAAGAGCAAAUCCCUAAAUCUGGCCUGUGCCUUUAUGGUUUUUAGAACUGUAAUGCUUUCCCUUGUUGUUUCUUCUUGGUAUUGUAAAUAAUAAAUAUAUUUUUGUAAAAA
This is a messenger RNA of Erpetoichthys calabaricus (reedfish), 5561 nucleotides long. It is a transcript of the gene wee1, whose product is annotated as WEE1 G2 checkpoint kinase. Gene Ontology annotation, cellular component: nucleus. The record is from RefSeq and is a predicted model, not a curated record. Gene Ontology annotation, biological process: protein phosphorylation; mitotic cell cycle. Lineage: Eukaryota; Metazoa; Chordata; Cladistia; Polypteriformes; Polypteridae. Gene Ontology annotation, molecular function: non-membrane spanning protein tyrosine kinase activity; magnesium ion binding; ATP binding. The coding region runs from base 124 to 1938 and encodes 604 amino acids. The transcript is spliced from 11 exons.